Salvelinus sp. IW2-2015 is the source of this 746-nucleotide messenger RNA. RefSeq names its product placenta-specific protein 9. Lineage: Eukaryota; Metazoa; Chordata; Actinopteri; Salmoniformes; Salmonidae. The record is from RefSeq and is a predicted model, not a curated record.
AAGGGCUUUUGUUCGGCAUCUAAUGUUUUCAUUAGGAAACCGGGUGCAGCCGAGGGAAGAGGAGAGACAGAGAGAGAGAGACUUUCAAUACGUUUUCGGGCACUGAAUACACUCUGGACUCCAGGUUUCCUCUCUUACGCCAUGACCCGCCCCUACAUCAUCUCACUUGGACUCCUGCUCCUCCUCAUUGGCUACGCAGCGCCAGGACCCGAGUCUGAGCUCCAACCCAGAGAUGUCCGAUCGAGUGCCUGUCAGGACCACAGUACUCUUCAUGACAGACUGGAUGUAGUGGAGAAGCAUGUAGAGGACACAGUACAAAAGCUGGAGGCUGAGCUGGCCAUGCUGCUGGACGCCAUAGAAGCCCCUGAGUGGAGUCCCCUGCUGGAAACUGUUGGAAAACCUGUGGUGGACAUCCUGGACGGCCAGGGACUGUGAGAGAAUGGCGACUCCUGAGAGAGGAAGAGGAGAAGAUCUCUGUUGAGCAGCUACUAAUGCUACUUCACUCUAGCUUUAAGAAGUGAUGAGCGUGUACCUGGCUAGGGAAAACAAUGAAAGACUAAUGUACAGUCUCUGCCGUUUUGCUGAAGUUGUAUUUUGUAAGUGGACAAAAACGGUAUAAAACAAGCCCUUUAAAGUGUAAACACAGGCUUAGUAUAUAUUCUGUGGUACAGUCGAUAGAUCACAACACUAAAGCUUAUUUUUCCCCGUAAUACACUGCUCUAUUCCUCGGRCACUCUCAUCCUUUC